This is a messenger RNA of Amphibalanus amphitrite, 1038 nucleotides long. RefSeq names its product glutamine-rich protein 2-like. The record is from RefSeq and is a predicted model, not a curated record. Bases 349 to 924 code for a protein of 191 amino acids. The transcript has 3 exons. NCBI's taxonomy places the organism in Eukaryota, Metazoa, Arthropoda, Thecostraca, Balanomorpha, Balanidae.
AUGUAACAACAGUCGCCAUUUUCCUGAAGUGCAGCGUAAGUGUGUCACGGAGACAUUCGUGGCGCACUGGCCGCUGGAAAUUCCCUCGCGCUGCCGACACCCAUGGCGUAGCCGUAGUCGGAAAACAGAGCGAUUCCUGGAAGGCCAGCAUUCGUGGGUGUAGCAAACAGGCCUGACAGCCUCCCGUGAUGAUGAUCGGUCCAAAAGGCAGCCGUAUAUACCUGGGGAGGUGCUGACGUCACACACCGGUCUGCCGGCCUGAUAUAUAAAGCCGCCGGGCCCGUCGGACUGCAUCAAUCCCAGCUGUAGCAGACACAGAGUCGGUCUAUCCCAACAGACAGAAUCAUCAUGAAGGUGUUCGCUGCAAUCCUGAGCCUGGUUGCUGUAGCUGCGGCCUCUCGUGUCUACUCACAGCCGGGAGUUGGAGUCCACUCCGGUUUGGGACAGACUGGUGGAGUCCACUCCGGUUUGGGACAGACUGGUGGAGUCCACUCCGGUCUAGGACAGGCUGGUCUGGUCCAGCCCGGUGUGGGACAGGCUGGUCUGGUCCAGCCUGGUGUGGGACAGGCUGGUCUGGUCCAGCCUGGUCUGGGACAGGCUGGUCUGGUUCAGCCCGGUCACGGCGCUGGCAUUAUCCCUGGCGGCGGUGUGGCCACUGGAAAUGCUGCGGGAAAUGCGCUCCAGGCACAGCAGAGCACUCCCUUCGGAUCUACCCAGAUUCAGCAGAAUUCAGCUGUCGCCGGGGGCAGCGCAUCUGGUCUGGGAGCAAGCAGCAUCAACCAGGCGUCGUCCCAGGGCUCCCAGUCGACCGGCAUAUUCGGCAAUCAGCAGUCGAGCAACACGGACGCGCUCUCUGUGCAGCAGGGUGGCGGCGGGCUGAUCGGACAGGGCAUCCCCGUCGGCGGCGCCAGCUACGGAAAGUAGGCUGUGAUCUGUGUGCAAACUAAAUAAACCGCAUUGGGUCGGUUUAUUGUUAAAUCUGGCAACUAUGUUGUUUCUGUGUCGUCGAAUUUAAAAUGAAUAAAAUGUCUGUGAAAA